AUGGAGGCUCAGUGGCGUCAGGGCGGCCGGGGCCGCGGCCGCGGCAGGCCCGGGGACGAGCUCGCCGCUCGCUCUGGGGCGGCCGCCCGGCCCCCGGUCGCUCGGGGCCGCGGCGCUGCCCGCGCUGCGGCAGCGGGGCCCAUCGGCGACGGGGCCAGCGAAUUAUCUUCACUGAAGAAAUUUGAUGAAAUUAAGAAGGCCAACCAGGCUGCAGCAAAAAAGCUAGUUGAAGACCAAUUAAGCUCCUCGUCUGAAGAUGAUGAUGAAGAUGCUGAGGCAAAACAAGGGAAGAUUUUGGACAAAACAUUUACCAUUUACACCAGUCAAACUGAUGGAGAUGCAAGUGAACUGGAACGUACAAGACAGUACAUGAAUGAGGCCUUUCAGUCAGGGGCCAUGACAUGUCUCAUCUGCAUUGCUUCAGUUAAAAGGAACCAAGCUGUCUGGAGCUGUUGUGGAUGCUUUUGUAUAUUUCAUCUGGUGUGUAUCCAAAAGUGGGCCAAGGACAGCCUCUUCCUUGUAUCUUCUCCUCUGACAGAUGAUGACUUUGGGAAGAAAGACUAUCCCUGGCCAUGUCCAAAAUGUAGGUUUGAAUACAAACGCUCUGAAACUCCCAGUAGAUAUUACUGUUACUGUGGAAAAGUGGAGAAUCCAGCAGUGGACCCAUGGCUGGUACCUCACUCCUGUGGUCAAAUAUGUGAGAGGGAAUUCAAACCUUCCUGUGGUCAUAAAUGUUUGCUGCUUUGUCAUCCAGGACCAUGUCCACCUUGCCCAAAGAUGGUGACAACAACGUGUCACUGUAAGAAGGCCAAAGCAGUGCCCCGACGGUGCAGUGCCAAGGCGUGGUCUUGCCGCCUGCCGUGUGGGCGAAUGCUGCUGUGUGGACAACAUGUUUGUGAGAAUCCCUGUCAUGCAGGAGAUUGUCAGCCUUGUCCACGUGUCAGUAAACAACGGUGUAUCUGUGGGAGGCAGACAGCAGAGAGGCUUUGUGCAAGCCCUCAGUGGCAGUGUGAUCAGGUGUGUGGGAAGUGUUUGCCAUGUGGCAAUCACACAUGUGAGCAAGUUUGUCAUGCUGGUCCCUGUGGAGACUGUCCUCGUUCUGGGAAAAGGUCCUGUCCAUGUGGAAAAACAAAGUUCACGUUGCCUUGUACAGAAGAUGUACCCACCUGUGGUGAUAGUUGUGACAAAGUUCUGGAAUGUGGAAUCCAUAAAUGUUCACAGCGCUGCCAUCGGGGUCCCUGUGAAAUAUGCAGACAGGAGGUUGAAAAGCAGUGUCGCUGUGGGAAGCACACCAAGCGCAUGCCGUGCCAUAAGCCAUACCUGUGUGAAACCAAGUGCACCAAAAUCCGCGACUGCCAGAAGCACCAGUGCCGCAGGAAGUGCUGUUCUGGAAACUGUCCACCUUGUGAUCAAGUCUGCGGGCGGACUCUCGGCUGCAGAAAUCACAAAUGCCCUUCAGGCUGCCACAGAGGUAGUUGUAAUCCAUGUCCAGAGACUGUAGAUGUGAAAUGCAAUUGUGGAAGAACUGUCAUCAAAGUGCCCUGUGGCAGAGAGCGCACCAUCAAACCUCCCAAGUGCAAGCAGCUGUGCAGUCGGCCACCUACCUGUCACCAUCCUACCCAGGAGAAACACUACUGUCACUUUGGGCGGUGCCCUCCGUGUCGCCAGCCCUGCCAGAAAACCUUAACCUGUGGCCAUUUGUGCCCUGUUUCCUGCCAUGAUGAGGCACUUGUGAAGCAAACAGGCUCACAUCAGUCUGCAGGGCCUUGGGAACAGCCAUCUGAGCCAGCCUUCAUUCAGACUGCACUGCCGUGCCCUCCCUGUGAGGUUCCUAUACCAGUGGAGUGUCUUGGACAGCAUGAGGUUAGUCCAUUACCAUGUCACUCUGCAAAUCCCUACUCGUGUAAGAGAUUUUGUGGGCAGCUUCUUGAUUGUCAAAAUCAUACCUGUAUGAAAGAAUGUCAUCGUGUUACUAAAUCCAACAGCAGUGCAGAUGGAAAGAAGGCGGGUCCAGAGUGUUCGCAGUGUGAAGAGGAGUGCACCAAGCCCCGGCCAGCUGGCUGUCCUCACCGAUGUGUUUUGCCCUGUCAUCCUGGGGACUGCCCAUCAUGUCUCCAGAUGCUUAAAAUAAAGUGUCACUGCAAACUAUCAGUACUGUACAUUGAAUGCUUAAAACUAACAUUUGCUGAUGUAAAAGAAAAGGAGCUUCUUAUUUCCUGCAGAAAUCAGUGUCCAAAAGAGCUGCCCUGUGGUCACCGGUGUAAAGAGAUUUGCCAUUCAGGUAGCUGUCCUCUUAACUGCAGCCAGAAGGUCAAACUCCGAUGUCUCUGUAAGAGACUGAAAAAGGAAGUGCAGUGCAGCAAGAUACAAGAAGGCCAAGUUUCACUGGAAUGUGAUGCGUUAUGCAAGGAAAUGAAGAGGAAAGCAUAUGAGAUAAAAGAAGCAGAAACGAAAGCUGCUCUUGAAGAGGAGAAGCGAAGACAACAGGCUGAACUGGAAGCUUUUGAAAACAGAUUAAAAGGGCGAAGAAAGAAUAAGAGAAGAAAGGAUGAGGUAGAAGUUGAACAAUCAUCAUGGCAAAAGUACAAGAACUUCAUUAUGCUGCCGGUGUUCGGAGUUGCUGUUGUGAUGGUUGCAUGGCUCAUGGUCUACAAUGACUGAAAACAACUCAAUAUUUCAUAUACCUCAGUUGGACUUUUGGUAGCUAUUAUUCCUACAACAUUAGUCUGUGUGUAACAGAACUUAAUAAGCAUAGAUUAUAUAUUAUACUCUUUGCUAAGAAAAAUGUAGAGGAGAGAAGAAAUGUCACCUUUUGUGUUACUACAUUCACAGCACAAAACUGAAGUCAGACAUCAAAAGUAAUAGUAGAUUCUAGUCUACACUGAAGUGUUGAUAGUUUGACUGGGAUUUGUUAACAUCUCUUCUAUUAUUCUGUUAUUUUUCCUUGUCUCCAUUUCAUAAUAUUAGGAAUAGCUUAGUAUAAAAUGGUUUAUUGAAUAUAUGUUUCCUGUAAAAUCAGCUUAGUUGUUUAUUGAAGGUUAGUGUUCUUAUGCUCAUCUUUGUUGUAUCACACAAUAAUUCUAUGCUUCACACCAGUUUUAAUUAUGGCAACUAACAGGGAACCUUGGGUCACUUAGGCUUGCAUAUUCUGGGGCCUUGUUCAGAGCUUUGUUAGAUAAAGGAAAUGUGAACUAUCUUUCAAUUCAGCUGUAUCACAAACAAAACAGUGCCCUCCCCCCCUUACAAACCGUGAGGUUUGCUUUUUUGUUGUUUCACCCUGCCCCUUCCCACCCUUGUUUCCUCAAAAUUCAACUAACUAAAAAGUUCCUUUAGUGGACAGAUGCAUAUGCUGAACAGGGAUGUCAAGAAGUUUCAGGGUACAAGGCUGCAUUCUCACUGUUGCCCCAACUGCCCGCAGCAGAAAACAAUUUGAAAUUAAACUUAAGAGUAUCAGUGGACUAUUUGUAUGGAUAAAUGUCAGAGUUGGAUAUUUGCACGGUGUGCAAAAAUGUAAUUGGACAGUGUAACAAUACAGUA
Molecule: messenger RNA, 3537 nt
Organism: Melozone crissalis (California towhee)
Lineage: Eukaryota; Metazoa; Chordata; Aves; Passeriformes; Passerellidae
Gene: NFXL1
Product: nuclear transcription factor, X-box binding like 1
Exons: 22
Coding region: 1-2661 (886 amino acids)
Biological process (GO): regulation of DNA-templated transcription
Cellular component (GO): nucleus
Molecular function (GO): zinc ion binding; DNA-binding transcription factor activity, RNA polymerase II-specific; RNA polymerase II transcription regulatory region sequence-specific DNA binding
Source: RefSeq, a predicted model, not a curated record